Messenger RNA from Penicillium alfredii, 738 nucleotides. RefSeq names its product dolichyl-phosphate beta-D-mannosyltransferase. Gene Ontology annotation, molecular function: dolichyl-phosphate beta-D-mannosyltransferase activity. The record is from RefSeq and is a predicted model, not a curated record. NCBI's taxonomy places the organism in Eukaryota, Fungi, Ascomycota, Eurotiomycetes, Eurotiales, Aspergillaceae. The transcript has 2 exons. Bases 1 to 738 code for a protein of 245 amino acids. Gene Ontology annotation, biological process: GPI anchor biosynthetic process; protein O-linked glycosylation via mannose. Gene Ontology annotation, cellular component: endoplasmic reticulum membrane.
AUGGGUGCUACCAAGAACAAGUACUCAGUCAUCCUACCGACCUACAACGAGCGGAGGAACCUCCCUAUCAUCACCUGGUUGAUCCAGAAGACCUUCAACGACAACAAACUGGAUUGGGAGGUCAUUAUCGUCGACGAUGGAUCCCCUGACGGCACCCUCGAGAUCGCGAAGCAGCUGCAAAAGCUCUACGGCCCCGAGCACAUCGUCCUCAAGCCUCGUGAGGGUAAGCUUGGUCUGGGAACUGCGUAUAUCCACGGCUUGCACUAUGCCACGGGCAACUUCGUCAUCAUCAUGGACGCCGAUUUCAGCCACCACCCCAAGUUCAUCCCCGAAAUGAUCCGCAUCCAGAAGGAGACCGACGCCGACAUCGUCACCGGAACCCGAUAUGCCAGCCGCGGAGACACCAAGGGCGGCGUUUACGGCUGGGAUCUCUUCCGCAAGUUCACGUCGCGCACCGCCAACCUGAUUGCCGACGUCAUGUUGAUGCCCGGCGUGAGCGACUUGACUGGGAGUUUCCGCUUGUACAAGAAGCCGGUGCUGGAGAAGGUCAUUACUAGCACGCAGAGCAAGGGUUACAGCUUCCAGAUGGAGAUGAUGGUGCGCGCCAAGGCUAUGGGCUACAAGGUUGCUGAGUGUCCUAUCACCUUCGUUGAUCGUCUCUACGGCGAGAGCAAGUUGGGAGGACACGAGAUCGUCGAGUACCUCAAGGGCGUCCUGAGCUUGUGGCUGAAUGUUUGA